AUGCCGACGUAUCGUGAUGCAGUGGAAAAAUUGAAUUCCACUCAGUCGGGAUUCAAGGUGCUGGAGGAAAGAAGGCGUCUCGGUCAAAGUCUAGACAGCGGAGUCGUGGAACAGAUGAGGCAGUGGAUAUGUCGCAUCGGUUACGAUUUGAGUAGAUUCCUGAAUCUUCCUUUUGUCUGUUGUUUUGGACUAAUCGACAUUGUCUCACAGAUCAGCGAUUUGAAUCGUCUCAAUGUAGUUCAUGUUGCGGGGACGAAGGGAAAAGGCACGACGUGUGCCUUUGUCAAUUCCAUCCUUCAGAGCUAUCAACAUUCGGUCGGGGUUCCCCGCAAGAUUGGGCUCUAUACUUCCCCUCAUCUGGUGAUGGUCAGGGAGAGAAUUCGAAUUAACUCGCUUCCGAUUUCAGAGGAACAUUUUACCACGUACUUUUUCGAAGUUUGGGAUGCUCUCGAAUCGAGUGCUGUUAAGGAAGGUAUAGAUCCCGCUCACAAGCCCACCUACUUCCGCUUCCUCACCCUCAUGGCAUUUCAUGUUUUUAUGAGAGAAGGUGUCGAUGCGGCUGUCUUUGAGGUUGGGGUUGGAGGAGAGGUAGACUCAACGAAUGUAAUUCCACAGCCAUCGGUGACUGGUAUCACGACCCUUGGAAUUGACCAUGUGGCUACACUGGGCGAUACAAUCGACAAAAUAGCAUGGCAUAAAGCAGGGAUUUUCAAAACCGGCUCUCCGGCCUUUACCGUUCCUCAAAUACCAAGCGCCAUGGAGGUCCUCCAUCAGAGAGCGAAAGAAAAAAGUGUCGAUCUGCUCACUAUUGCAGUACACCCUGCUCUUUUCAAUAUUUCUCUCAAGCCAGCGGAGGAUUUCCAAAGAACAAAUGCAUCUCUCGCUAUCAGACUUUCACAUUCCUUGUUAGACAAACUUGGAGUUCAGGUCGACCUUGGUCUAGCAACGCUGCCUACACAAUUCAUCCAAGGUCUCGAGAACAUAGUUUGGAGAGGGAGAUGUGAGACCCUUACAACUGAAAAGCAAAUUUGGCAUCUUGAUGGUGCGCAUACAGAAGAGAGCCUGAAGCUAGCGGCUUCUUGGUUUGGGCACGUUUCAAAAUCGCAGUCAAUUUCAUCAAGGUAUGAAUUCUCCCAGUACAUCCCCUCCACAAGAGAUGCAGAAGCACUUCUUCAAACUGUGUAUAGUGGGGUUUACAACAAGUGCAACUUGGAUUUCCAGUAUGCAUUGUUCUGUACGAAUGUGACCCACAAAGGCAACGCCUACAAAGUUGCCCUCAAGGAGAAAGAAUACUAA
Molecule: messenger RNA, 1296 nt
Organism: Penicillium brevicompactum
Lineage: Eukaryota; Fungi; Ascomycota; Eurotiomycetes; Eurotiales; Aspergillaceae
Exons: 4
Coding region: 1-1296 (431 amino acids)
Biological process (GO): tetrahydrofolylpolyglutamate biosynthetic process
Cellular component (GO): mitochondrion; cytosol; cytoplasm
Molecular function (GO): ATP binding; tetrahydrofolylpolyglutamate synthase activity
Source: RefSeq, a predicted model, not a curated record